CAUAAACUCUAAAUCCGCAUCGUUGGGACUGGUUCAGCAGAUAUCCAGCCUUUGGACCAGUUUGGUCGUGUACAGUGGAUUUGGAGUACAAACAGAGACAUUUGUUUUGCUUUUUGGCGACGCACGCCUCUAUCGGCGGUGUUUUGUAGCAGCAGCGGCGGCAGCAGCAGCAGCGGGCUGUUUUCCUCCGAGUCAUGGCCAAAUUAAUCCGAGCUCUGAUCAUGGGUCCACCAGGGUCGGGGAAAGGAACCAUAUCCAAACGGAUUGCACAGAGUUUCGGCCUGGAGUAUCUUUCCAGUGGCCACUAUCUUCGACAGAGCAUAACUGCAAAUACAGAGGCAGGUGUGCUGGUAAAGUCCUACGUAGAACGAGGGAUGUUGGUGCCGGAUCACAUAAUAAACAGACUCAUGAUUCCCCGACUGGAACAGCUGAGUGGACACAGCUGGCUGCUGGACGGUUUUCCUCGGACACUGGCACAGGCUCAGGCCCUGAACAAUAUCUGUCAACUGGACUUGGUCAUUAGCCUCAACAUUCCGUAUGAGACCUUGAGGGAGCGACUGAGUGACCGCUGGAUCCACCCUGCCAGUGGGAGAGUCUAUAACAUGGGAUUCAACCCGCCAAAAGUGGAGGGCAAGGAUGACAUCACUGGUGAGCCCCUGAUUCAACAUGAUGAUGACAAGCCAGAAGCUGUGAUGGCCAGACUGAGGCACUACAAGGACGUGGCCAAACCGGUCAUCGACUUAUACAAGUCUCAGGGAAUCUUGCACUCAUUUUCCGGGACAGAGACUGACCGGAUUUGGCCUUACAUUAACUCUCUUCUCAAUAGCAAAAUGCACACACAGCCAUCGGAUGCCGCCCAAAGCCAGACACCACGAGUAUGCCUGAAAGAAGAGCAGCAAUGAGGUGGUUUCUCUCCACACUGACCUCAGGGUGACCUUUCGUUUUAGAGCGAUGGACAAAACUAUAAUCAUUGAGUGUGGCGGUGAUUUAGUUGAUGUAUUUUUUUUUUCCUGUUUUUUUUUAAGGAGUGGAUAUUUGCAAAUAUUGUCCAAGCUUUACUUUGUUUUCUGUGUUAAUUGCGUCAGCUGUUCACUUUGGUUGAUGAAAAUUGCAUUGUUCUUCAGUUUUUCUGAUGUAUUGACUGUGUUGGCGUACUUCAUCCGAGCACGCUCAGACACCUGUUGCCCCAGGUUGGAAAUGCCUCGGAAACCAGAGCGUUUUUUGAUUGACAGUACUCGCAAGGGGGACCAAACAGCCUGUUUAUCCAAAAACGGUCACUGUGUAUAAGAAUACUGGUUGACGUCUUCAACAAGUUUCAGUUUUUCAGUUGUCAUGCGCCAAUAACGCUUAUCACAGGGCUGAAAGGAAAAAAAAAAUCACCUCUACUGAGGACACCACUGCACACCUGGCUAAUCAGUACCCGAGAAGUGUAAGAAUUGGAAAGUUGUGCAUUUGUUCAGGGGAAAAAUUCUGCUUUUUAGUCCACGAGCUGGUGUCUUAUUUUGAUGACAUGGUUGCCACCCAACCCAGUGUCAGUAUACCAUGGCAAGGACUCCAAAAAAGUGAAGUUUGGACUAUCUUUGGCUGAAAGUUUUGGUGUUAUGGGGUGAAAGCAGCAAAAAUGGCAGUAAAUGCCAUUUGCACAGGGGUCAAAAUUGAAGUUGCUCCAAUUCUGGUAAAAUGUAACUGAAAUUAUUAGUUAAACUAAUAGGAUUAAAAAACAGAAUUGUUUUAACAGUCUUAAAAGUGUGGUCUCCAAAGUAAAUAACAAACAAGGACGACUGUACAGUUGUAAUGUACGCUAUGACAUGUUGCCAUGUAACGAGACAACUAAGCAUAACAGGUGUGCAAACUAUUCCUUUUUGAAUUCCUAUUAGCUCAACCAAUAAUUUGCAUUACCAUUUGCCACAAUUGGAGGAACUAGAAUUUUUGAGCACUGUGCAAACUAAAAUCAGUCUGCAUCGCCAUUUUGCAGUUUUUACCCCGUAACUCAGAAACGUUUGGUCAUAGAUAUUUCAGAUUAGACCUUUUUUGAAUCUUACAAUUAGCUACAUAGCGUGGUAGACUUUCAACAGGACUGCAGUAUUUUUAACAUUUGACCCCUGUGUUGCCAUUUGUUGACUUUGCUGAAGUUGCCACUCUGGGAAGGUUAUCGCCCAUAUUUGUCUCAGCCAUGGUAUACUGACGCUGGUUUGUAAGUGUUGAUUUCUCACCCAGUGUGAAGCUUAAAAACUUGCCUGUCUCAUAGACUAUUUAGGUGGUCUGAGUGGACUGUCGGAUGAAGUGUGCAGCCUCAUUUAAGAUUGUGCUCUGUUCUGUUCAGAAGUCACAACUGUUUCUCAGAAGGUUGUAGCAAAAUUAAAGUGAGAUUUACACAAAAUACAAAUGAUAAAUGAAGGAUACCCUUCAAAGUAAUGCUUAAGGUUUUAAUUAUUAC
Thalassophryne amazonica is the source of this 2437-nucleotide messenger RNA. Its product is annotated as adenylate kinase 4, mitochondrial-like. Gene Ontology annotation, cellular component: mitochondrion; cytoplasm. Gene Ontology annotation, biological process: nucleobase-containing compound metabolic process. The record is from RefSeq and is a predicted model, not a curated record. Bases 195 to 902 code for a protein of 235 amino acids. The transcript has 5 exons. Lineage: Eukaryota; Metazoa; Chordata; Actinopteri; Batrachoidiformes; Batrachoididae. Gene Ontology annotation, molecular function: ATP binding; nucleoside diphosphate kinase activity; AMP kinase activity.